Ylistrum balloti is the source of this 1404-nucleotide messenger RNA. RefSeq names its product ecdysone-induced protein 78C-like. The record is from RefSeq and is a predicted model, not a curated record. The transcript is spliced from 8 exons. Gene Ontology annotation, biological process: regulation of DNA-templated transcription. Lineage: Eukaryota; Metazoa; Mollusca; Bivalvia; Pectinida; Pectinidae. The coding region runs from base 1 to 1404 and encodes 467 amino acids. Gene Ontology annotation, molecular function: zinc ion binding; nuclear receptor activity; sequence-specific DNA binding.
AUGGAGGUAUCGGAGAGUGCUGAGGCGAGCAGUUCUCUUUCUGAUGUUUACGCCAGGAGAAACAGACUGACCUCGACGCACUACCUCAGUCAGUCUACGGAUAUUGUGGACAGUCAGGGGUCAAGUAACAUGGACUUCGCGGCAGGAGUGAUGGCUUCAAGUUCUAGUGGUUUCCGGGGGGAUAGAGAUAUGAUUGACAGCUCGCACAGUGAGGAAAUGUCGUUUACACCUGUAAAACACAUUAAAGAAGAAAAUGUGAUUCAGGCUGCUGCUGCUGAUUCCAACAGUCCUAAACAGACUUUUGUUCCCUGCAAAGUGUGUGGAGACAAAGCAUCUGGUUUCCAUUAUGGUGUCACAUCUUGUGAAGGAUGUAAGGGCUUUUUCCGCCGUAGUAUACAGAAACAGAUAGAAUACCGGUGCCUGAGAGAUGGAAAAUGCAUGGUGAUCAGGCUAAACCGAAAUCGAUGUCAGUACUGCCGUUUUAAGAAGUGCCUGGCAGUGGGCAUGUCUCGAGACUCUGUGCGUUAUGGUCGAGUGCCAAAACGUUCCAAAAGCCAAGACGAUCAGUGUGUGACUUCAACAGAACAGAAUCUGGAUCAGAUAGACUUGGAAAACAAACAGCUAGCCAUCUAUGAUAUCAUUCUCAGUGUAUCCCAGGCUCAUCAUGCCAACUGCACUGUGACUGAGGAUAAAGUCAAACAUUUACAGAAGAAACAGUCAACUCUGAUGCAGCAGAUUUCAAUUCCUACUACCCCGGUCCAGUUCACAGAUGAAGAGUUGGAGACGCAGAAAUUGUCCAUGUGGUUGUGCCUCGCCUCCCUCAUCACACCUACUAUAAACAGUGUGGUAGAAUUCGGCAAGCGUAUACCAGGCUUUUCAGACCUCUCUCAGGACGACCAGCUCAUCCUUAUCAAGGGCAGCUUUUUUGAGGUCUGGCUCACUAGAAUGGCACGAAUGUUCAACAAACAAGAAGGCAUCCUGACUUUUGAGGAGGGCAACAUGAUACAGAGAGAAGAACUGUCCGUGGUGUUUUCUCCGGAGUUUGUAUCAUGUAUGUUUGACCUGGCUAUUAGCUUCAACCAACUCAACCUCAAUGAUACAGAGAUCGGUCUGUUUGCUGCAAUAGUGCUAGCUACACCAGAUCGCAGAGGUCUUUGUGAUAUGAAGUCUGUGGAAAAAAUCCAGGACAAGCUGAUAGAGGCUCUUAAACUACAAAUUUGUCGGAACCAUUCAACAGAGGAGAACUUGUUUGGGACCACCAUUGUCAAGUUGCCACAGCUGCGAUCCUUAGGGAGCCAGCACAAUGAUAUCAUACAUUGGUACCGUUCCCAGUGGCAGAGGAUCAGGUUACCUCCCCUGUUCUCAGAAAUCUAUGACAUACCAAAGCAUGCAGAUGAUUCUUGA